Messenger RNA from Moneuplotes crassus, 1005 nucleotides. The record is from the annotation of a GenBank genome assembly. NCBI's taxonomy places the organism in Eukaryota, Ciliophora, Spirotrichea, Euplotida, Euplotidae.
CUGAAACACUAUAAUUUAAUGGAGUCUAAGAUCAAGAUUGUCACCCCAGGUGAUACUAUUGGUAGCACUGGGAAAGAACAUGAAUUAGGAGCCAACCAAGAUUCAAUCAGUGGUCCUGGAACUUAUACUGAAGACGGAAUUAUUUACUCAAGUCUUGCAGGAAUUGUCUCAAAAAUUGGAAAAUUAAUCAUGGUAAAGCCACUGAAAAAGAAGUAUGCACCCCUAACUGGAGAUAUUGUUGUUGGAAGGGUUGUCAGCGUGGAGCAUAAUCGGUGGAAAGUUGAUAUAAAUUCAUACCAACAUGCUAACCUCUUGCUCACUGCUAUCAAUCUCCCAGGAGGUGAGCAAAGAAGGAGAUCAGAUGAAGAUAAAAGCAUCAUGAGAGAAUACUUUAAGGAGAAUGAUAUCAUUAGUGCUGAAGUUCAGUCUCUUAAUAGUCAUGAUAGUUCAAUUUUCCUUCAGACAAGGAACAUGAAAUAUGGUAAAAUUAAGAAUGGAUUCUAUCUGAAAGUGAACCAUAACUUGAUUAAAAGGAUGAAAAAUCACUAUCUGAAUGUUUCUGUCAAGAAUGUCUCUGUGAUUUUAGGUAAUAAUGGCUAUAUUUGGAUUUACUAUAACCCAGCAGCUUCAAAGAAAGUAGCAGAGGUGGAUAUGAUCGAUGCUCUCAUGAGAGGAGAACAUCAUGAACUUAACCUUCAAGAAGCAGUAGAAAUCCCAAAAGAGGUCGCAAUUGGGCUCUCCAAAGUCAGGAACUGCAUAGUUGUUCUUGAUAGGCUAAAUUUACCAAUAUUUGAGUAUUCCAUCAACAAAUCAUUGGAACUUACUGAAGAAGUUGAGGCCCCAUUUGAUAUCCUGGUCAAUAAGGAAAUAAUCAAUUCUAUUGAAGAUGCUAUUAAGGAUUACAUCAAUGAAAAUUACCUGAAUAAUUUUUCAAGCCUAAAGGACGAAGGAAUCAUGGAAGUAGAUAAUGACUUCAAUUAACUAAUUCCUCAUGAGUAACUAUAU